Molecule: messenger RNA, 747 nt
Organism: Rhinichthys klamathensis goyatoka
Lineage: Eukaryota; Metazoa; Chordata; Actinopteri; Cypriniformes; Leuciscidae
Product: interferon-induced protein 44-like
Exons: 6
Coding region: 1-747 (248 amino acids)
Source: RefSeq, a predicted model, not a curated record
AUGGCUUGGGGAAAGAAGCUGUUACACAGUCUGGUUGUGUGGGCCCGAAUGCUUCGACAGAAGGAAGAGCUAAAAAAAAGUCUAGAAAAUUUUCGUCUAAGUAUUCCAGAUGUUACACACCUCAGGAUCCUGGUAGCUGGGCAAAUUGGAGCAGGGAAGUCCAGCUUCAUUAACUCUGUCAAUAAUGCAGAUUUGCCUUUUGAAAUCUGUGACGUAAUGGGCUUAGAACCUGAUAAAUUAUCUGUGUGUCAACCUGAUGACAUUGUCAAAACCAUAUUUGGCCAUGUGAAGGAGGGAUAUACAGAAAAGCCACUCUCUAACGAGGAUGAACAUUACAAGGAAACCCCUUCACUGUCGGAUCAAGCUUUCUGCCUGGUUUACAUCAUUGAUGGAAGUAGAAUCCAACUCUCUGCAGGCAAUAAGAUAUUUACUGAGAAGCUAAGGAUCAUCCGCCAGAAAAUCAGUGAUAAUGGGAUUCCUCAAGUGAUUGUCAUGACCAAAAUAGAUGAAGCAUGUCCGCUGGUCAACAAGGAUCUGAAGAAGGUCUACACUAGCAAGAUCAUCAAAGAGAGGAUGGAGUUCUGCAAAAACAUUGUGGGCGUGCCAAUGAACAGUAUCUUUCCAGUGAAGAACUACCAUGAUGAGAUUGACCCAGAUGACCUUGUUGAUGUUUUGAUUCUCAAGGCAUUUGAACAGAUUGUGCGUUUUGCUAAUGCAAGACUGAGGAGGGGUGCUUCAAACGAAUGA